AACAGCUGUGAGUGUCAGCCGCCUGGAAACAAACUUAUUACUCGUAGUUUUAGACACAACUUUCUUUUUUUUGUUUCUACAAAGUUAUUUUUAUAGUUUUUCAUUACACUUGAGGUUCAGCAGAGGUGCUCUCAAAUGAUACAGGCUGUGAAAAGCGUCAGACACCUGACGUCCAGCACAAUGAAACAAGCAGUUUCAGAGCUCUGUCUACCGGUCCCAUGGGGAGAAAUCAAAGGUAAAGUCUGGGGCCCGGAUCACGGUCCUCCUGUGUUGUGCCUGCACGGUUGGGCUGAUAACUGUGGUACAUUCAACACUAUCAUUCCUCUUUUGCCCAAAGAGUGCAGAUACGUGGCAGUGGACCUGGCAGGUCAUGGUCUGUCUUCACAUCGUCCACCUGGAGCCUUCUACUCCUUUCCUCUGUAUGUGGCGGAUAUACGCAAAGUUGUUGACGCUCUCCAGUGGAGCAAAUUCUCCAUCAUCGGCCACAGUAUGGGUGGUAACAUUGCUGGAAUGUUCAGUGCACUGUACCCGGAGAUGGUGGAUGCUGUCGUAUUGCUGGACUCUUAUGGAUUCUUACCCACAGAUCCGAAAGAAAUGCCCAAAGUGAUAAGACAGGGGAUGGAUGAAAUGCUUGAGUUUGAAAAGAAGUCUAAAGACAAGAAGGAGCGAGUUUACACUUUUGAGAAGGCAGUUGAGAGGCUGUUGGCUGCAAACCCAACUCUGUCUGAAGACUCUGUGAAGAUCCUUUUAGAGCGAGGUCUAGUUCAAGUUGAAGGAGGAGUUAUGUUCUCCCGAGACUUUCGUAUUAAUCUGAAAAACAUAGUGCGUAUCAGUCUGGAGCAGAGUCUGGAGAUGCAGUCAAGGAUACAAGCUUCUGUUCUGGUUGUUCUAGCAGAAGAAGGCUUUGAGAAAAUAUUUGCUGAACCAGAUCAAAAGAAAUUCACAUCAGCGCUUCUCCAGGCCUAUAGAGACAGAAAUCACACGGUGGUGAUGGUACCAGGCGGCCAUCACGUCCAUCUGAAUAAUCCUGAGUUUGUUGCUCCGCUUGUGUCUGACUUCCUGCAGACCAGAGUGUUGUCACAGUCAGCCAGACAAGCAAAAGAAGACACCUCUAAGUUAUAAGAAAAUAUUUUAUGUCAACAUAUAUUCAUAUGACACAGCUGACCUCAAGUUUUAAAUGUUUGUUUCUGGCAGUUGUCAUUUACUCAACGUGCUGCUUUAUCCUCAGUCAACCAGCUGUUUUAAUAUCAACUAGUUGCCAUAUGCUACUUAUUGGUGGGCUCUUUUUAUUUAUAUAUAUAUAUAUAUAUAUUAUUAAAUGGAAAAAUCCCAUGAAAAUUCACUGCUCACAAUGGCAUAAUAAGACAUUAAAAGAAUAGCUACCUUGAUAUAAACUGGCAAAAGGCUUUUAUAUUGUCAAGGGUAUGUAUCAUCAUAUUACCCUCUCCUACAUGACAAUUUGAUAUGAAUCUUCUGGGGAUAAAGCAGGAAAGAGACAGAUGAUGGCUGAUCUUUAAUAAUCUCUUUGUCAACUCCAAACCACAAAUACAGAAGUAAUCACCUCUUCCUGUCAGCUUUUUGGCUGCACCAGGCUGGAAAGUGCUCUUUCUCUGCCCUCUCUGGUCUGUUUCACCUCUGACAUAAGGCUGUCACAGUAUACUGGUAUUGACAAGAGAUCUUUUUUUUAAAAUUAAGUAUUGAUAUCAUGUUAAUAAUGCACAUAUGAUAAUAAAUUGAAAAUAAUCCAGUGCCUCUUUAAUGUUUAGUUUCUUUCUAUUCUAAUUUUGUCUCCCUCCCUCAAUGCUCCACGCCCAUCCACACCUCCACACACACACCUUGUGGAUCUUUUAUUAGUUCACCUCUUCGCCUUGUGUGUAAUUGUUCUUUUUGUAUGCUUUUGCACAGUUAUGGCUACAGAUUCUCUCUCCACCUACCUACACUCUUAGUUGGAGUGUAAGUCAUUUGCCAGAAAAGAGACAAAACA
Scomber japonicus (chub mackerel) is the source of this 1984-nucleotide messenger RNA. Its product is annotated as serine hydrolase-like protein. The record is from RefSeq and is a predicted model, not a curated record. The coding region runs from base 136 to 1122 and encodes 328 amino acids. Lineage: Eukaryota; Metazoa; Chordata; Actinopteri; Scombriformes; Scombridae. The transcript is spliced from 12 exons.